AUGAUACGCCCGACGAUUAGAGUCGGGCAUCAGCCAGCUAUAUGGCUUUUAUUCAUAUUAAGUUUACGAAAAUGUAUUAAAUUAAGAUAUAUAUUAAUUAUAUUUUUAUGUCUUAUUGUAUUUACUUAUUUACAUCUUAAUAAUAAUGUAUCAAUAAAUGAACAAAUAUCUAAUAAAUUAAAAUUUAUUAAUAAUGAAAAAGAAAUUUUUAAUCAUGAUAAUAAUUAUCAUCUUUUAGACAAAUGUAAUUUUGAUACAAUAGAAAUUUUACUUCGAUAUAAAUCAAUAAAACAAUUUAAUAAUGAUACAAAUGAUAAUCGUUCAAAACCAACUAUUGAACGUUUACAUAAACUUUUUUCAAUACUUAUUUUUCAUGAAGAAAAAUUUCGUAAAGUAUUUGAUUAUUUAGGUAUAUUUCGUUUUACUGAUUUAUAUAAUUCAUUACGUCCAUUUGCAAAUAAUACGAAACGUUUACAUGAAAUUUAUUGUUUAUUUCAACGUUAUAUAACUAUAUCAGAUAAUGGUCAUAUUGAUAUAACUGAACAUUUUAUUUAUUAUUUAAAACAAAUAUCAAAUUAUUUAUCAGAUGGUUUUACCAGUGAACAUCCAAUAUGGAAUAACAUAUCAAUUAAAAAUAUACAAAAACCGGUUAUUAUUCUUGCAGCUAAUACACGUUUUUAUGAUACAUUACAAGCAUCAAUGCGUACAGUUAAUCAAUAUUUUUAUAAUUAUAGUAUUGCUAUAUAUGAUCUUGGUUUUGAUCAAAAUCAAUUAACUAUGAUUAAAGAAAAUUGUGAACGAUGUAUGAUAAUUCCAUUUCCAUUUACUCAACUCGAAUCAGUUGCUCCUCAUAUUCGAAAUUUACCAAAUUUUGCUUGGAAACCUAUUAUAGUUCAAGAUGCAGUACAACGUUUUGGUACAAUACUUUAUGGUGAUACAUCCGUUCGUUAUUUAACAUCUAAUUUUAAUCGUAUAAUAAUUGAUAAUUUAAUACGUGGUUUUGCAUGUCGUGAAUUACCUGGACAUUAUUUAUCAUGUUAUACUUUAUCAGGAACAUUUUCAUGGUUUAAUGAAACAUCAUCUUCAUUUGAUGAUAUAUAUAUAGCUGAAGCAGGUUUUGUAGCUGUUACAGAUAAUUUUCUUUCACGUCUUAUACUUAAAACAUGGGUUACAUGUGCACUUGAUAUAAAUUGUAUAUCACCAGGUAAUUCUCAAACAAAAUGUAAACAUAUGAGUCAACCAUCAGGUACACAUCGUUUUGAUCAAUCAGCUAUGGUUGCUGUAUUAUCAUUUUAUUUUUUUCAAAGUUCACGUCAAAAUGAUAAAACUGAUCCAGCACCUUAUGAUAUGUUUUCAUCAAUACAACAAAAAGUAGCUGAAGUUCGACGUUUUGAAGGUGAUCAUAAUUAUUUUACACAUGGAAAAAAUUUUAAUAAUAAACAGAACAGUUUAACAACAACAACAACUAUAAAAAUGAUAUAA
Messenger RNA from Rotaria sp. Silwood1, 1482 nucleotides. The record is from the annotation of a GenBank genome assembly. Lineage: Eukaryota; Metazoa; Rotifera; Eurotatoria; Philodinida; Philodinidae.